Molecule: messenger RNA, 9146 nt
Organism: Cottoperca gobio
Lineage: Eukaryota; Metazoa; Chordata; Actinopteri; Perciformes; Bovichtidae
Gene: nfasca
Product: neurofascin homolog (chicken) a
Exons: 33
Coding region: 420-4544 (1374 amino acids)
Biological process (GO): brain development; cell-cell adhesion; axon guidance
Cellular component (GO): axon; plasma membrane
Molecular function (GO): cell-cell adhesion mediator activity
Source: RefSeq, a predicted model, not a curated record
GAGAGCAAAGAGAGACGGAGAAAGGGAUAGAGAUAGUGAGGAAGAAGAGAAUAGAUAGGGUGAAAGAGAUGGAUACAGUUUAGAGUUUUAUUUUCCUCUAUCUUUACAGUUGUUACAUCUACUGUCUUUGUGUCUCUGUUGUGGAUUCGACUGACAUACGCUCAGUCUUUGUGUUUGCUGUUCUCUCUUUGGCUUCUUGGAUGCUGAAGGAUUGAUGGCGAUGGAGAUACAAAGCAGUCACCCAGCACUGCUGUACACCUGGACGCAAGAGCUGCACUGACAGAGGUCUGCAACGUGGUAACACGACAGAGUGGGUGGACAGACAGAAGUAUCAAAGUAUCUACAUCAGUAAGUCAUCACGUCCUCUGCGCUCUGUCAGGAGAACUAUCCAGCCAAUCAAGAGAGGUGAGGGGGGAGAGAUGUUGGGGCAGGGCGGCCAUGUGGUCCUGGCUUUCAUGUCAUCACUGCUGCUACUGUGGCGCGAAGCAGCACCAAUUGAAGUUCCACAAGAUCCAAAGAUCCUGCAGGACCUGAAGCAGCCCCCCACUAUAGUCAAACAGUCAGUGAAGGACUACAUUGUCGACCCCAGAGAUAACAUCAUCAUCGAGUGUGAGGCAAAGGGCAACCCAGUGCCAACGUUCUCAUGGCGAAGGAAUGGGAAGUUUUUCAACAUUGGGAAAGAUCCCAGGGUGACGAUGCGAAAGCGCUCAGGAACUCUGGAGAUAGGAUUUCGUAGCGGUGGACGUCCAGAGGACUAUGAGGGAGAGUACCAGUGUUUUGCCAGCAAUGACCUCGGAGUGGCUCUGUCCAACAAAAUCCUGCUCCGUGUCUCCAAGGCUCCUCUGUGGCCUAAAGAGGUGCUGGAGCCAGUGGUGGUGACUGAAGGGACCCCGCUGAUUCUACCCUGCAACCCCCCACCAGGACUGCCUCCUCCGUUCACCUUCUGGAUGAACAGCGCCAUGACUCCGAUCCCUCAGGACAAGAGAGUGUCAAUGGGUCUGAACGGAGACCUGUACUUCUCCAACGUUUUGGUCAAAGACGCUCACACUGACUACAGCUGCAACGCUCGCUUCCUCUUUACACACACCAUCCAACAGAAGAACCCCUUCACACUCAAAGUUCUGACAAAUGAGCAGUAUAAUGACACAUCUUACAAUGCCACUGACCCCUAUGGUGGCCGUAAAGUAGCCGAGUCUACGCCGACCUUCCUCUCACCCUCAGGGAGUGAGAGCUCCAAAAUGGUGCUACGGGAUGAGCAACUGCUGCUGGAGUGUAUCGCUGCUGGACUCCCGACGGCCACCAUCAAGUGGUUUAAGAAGGGUGGGGACCUACCGGGACGAAAAGUGAAGUUUGAGAACUACAACAAGACGCUGAAGAUUAUCAACGUGUCGGAGGAGGAUGCUGGGGACUAUGUUUGCAUGGCUAACAACCAUUUAGGCAGCAUACGCCACUCCAUCUUUGUUCAGGUCAAAGCGGCUCCUUAUUGGCUGGACAAACCUUCAAACCUGGUGCUAGCCCCGGACGAGAACGGGCGCCUAGUGUGUCGGGCCAACGGCAACCCGAAGCCUAACAUCCAGUGGCUGAUCAACGGACAGCCUAUAGACAGCUCUCCACACAACCCGAGCAGACAGGUGCUUGGUGACACCAUCAUCUUUCGCUCGGUGCAGAUGGGAAGCAGUGCUGUCUACCAGUGCAACGCCUCCAACCAGCACGGAUAUGUGCUGGCCAAUGCCUUUGUCAGCGUCCUUGACAUGCCUCCGAGGAUGCUGGGCCCUAAAAACCAGCUGAUUAAAGUCAUCCAGAACAACCUCACCUUCUUGGACUGUCCCUUCUUUGGUUCCCCUCUGCCGGAUUUACGCUGGUUUAAGAAUGGACAGGGCAGUGGGCUGGAUGGUGGUCAGUACCGUGUUUACAUCAACGGCACCCUAGAGAUCAAACGAGCCCGAGCAGAGGACGAGGGCACCUACACCUGUGUGGCCAACAGCAUCCUGGGCAAGGCCGAAAACCAGGUCCGCCUGGAGGUCAAAGAGCCGACACGUAUAAAUCGAGUGCCGGAGCACCAGUCAGCCAUCAGGGGCUCCUCGGUUCACUUUGACUGUAAGGUGAAGUCUGAUCCCAGCCUGCCCAUCACUGUGGUCUGGACAAAGGACGACAAGCCUCUCUACCUGGGAUGGAGGCUGAAGAAAAACGAGCAGUCUCUGACCAUCCACAAUGUGAAUGAGGGCGAUGAGGGAACGUACAGCUGCACUGUUACAUCUGAGAUAGACCAGGACUCAGCCUCAGCCCGCCUCACUGUGUUAGAGGAAGCCUCCCUCAACCCCUCAAUCUCUAGUGCCUUGCCUCCAGACCGUCCGGACCCUCCCAUGGAUCUGGAUCUGUCCGACCCCGCAGCCCGCAGCGUUCGGCUCACCUGGAUCCCCGGAAAUGACCACAGGAGUCAAAUCACGCAAUUCCUGGUCCAGUUUGAGGAGGACCGCUGGGAGCCGGGCAGGUGGCAGGAUCUGUCCACUUAUCCGGGAGACCUCAACUCUGUCAUCCUGCAGCUCGCCCCCUUUGUCAACUACCAGUUCAGGGUCAUUGCCAUCAACUCAGUGGGCCAGAGUCAGCCCAGCCGCCCCUCACCACAAUACAAGACCAGCGGAGCUGCCCCAGAUGCCAUUCCUAGAGGACUACGAGGAUGGGGAUCCAAGAAGGACAAUAUGGAGAUCACCUGGGAGCCUCUGCUUGAUCUAGAGAGAAAUGGCCCAAACCUGCACUACAAUGUGUGGUGGAGACGGAAGGAUUUGGGAGAGGAGUGGAGUAAUGUGACCACGGUGGGGUCCAAACAUGUCGUCCACAACACAAAAACCUACGUGCCCUAUGAGAUCAAAAUCCAGGCCAGGAAUGAGUUUGGACAAGGGCCUGAGUCUAAUGUGGUUACUGGAUACUCUGGAGAGGACAAGCCCACCAACGCACCCACUGACCUGCGGGUGUCAAAGGCUGACAGCACCAAGGCAAACAUACACUGGAAGCCCGUGGACCUGAGCUCUGUCCAGGGAGAGUUCAAGGAGUACAGGUUGUACUACUGGCGAGAGUCCAGUCUGGUUCCAGGUUUGGUGGUCAGUAAGGAGAAGAAGAACAAAGGUUUCUACAGCAUCAUGACCGAGCCAUCUGGCAUCCUCAGCGACCUUGUGCCCUACUCUAAAUACAAGAUGUUCAUGGUUGUGGCCAACAACCUCUUUGAAGGUCCACCCAGCAACACGGUGGAAAUCACUACCAAGGAAGGAGUGCCAGAUGCUCCAAAGUUUUUCAGAAUUAACAGGAGGGGUUUUGACACCAUCCACCUUGAAUGGGAAAAACCUCUAGAGCCCAACGGCAUUCUAAUUGGAUACCAGCUCAAGUUGCAAACAGAAACAGUCAAUGGCUCCAGGGUUGGUCGUCCCCAGUUGGAGACAUUUCCUCCUAAUGUGACAGACUUCACCCUUCGCCUGCCGGACCGAUCUACCCGCUAUAAGUUCUACCUGUCAGCGCUCACCCAGGUGGGAGCAGGGGAGGUUUUUGCUGAGGAGUCCCCACACUUUGCCAAUGAAGAAAACUUUACUGACUCUACAGGCCUAGUCGAGCUUACAGACGCCUCCGUGGCUUCAGCUUUCUCUCCUACUCCUCCUCCUCUCGCCCCUCUUCCUCCUACUACCAUCGCUCCUACAACCAUUAGUACCUCAACUUCUACCACUCCUACAACUACAACUUCUUCUACUACUACUACUACUGCUUCUACUACCACCAUCACUCCAACUGUGGCCACCACUACUACCACACCUCCUAAACUGGUCACCAUCAAGCGUACAGAUCAGAAUGUGUUGGUGGCCCCUGUGCGGGAGAUCUGGAAUCUGACGGUGGAGCCUAACAGUAACUACGCUAACGUCAGCUGGAGACACAACUUCCCGGCCGGCAGCAGCGAGUUUGUGCUAGAGUUCACACUGGACAGCAACAAGACGGUGAAAGUUGUACCAGUGAAACAACAGCCCCCUGUUACAGUGGCAGAUCUGAUCGCAGGCGCCAAGUACCAUCUGAGGGUUUACUCCCAUGAGCUCAACAGCGUCAGCAGCAAAUCUGUCACCUUUAAGACCAAAGCAGCCUACAUAGACCAGGUAGACAUAGCCACCCAAGGCUGGUUCAUUGGCUUGAUGUGUGCCAUCGCCCUCAUCAUACUGAUCCUCCUCAUCGUCUGUUUCAUCAAGAGGAGUCGAGGAGGCAAAUACCCAGUCCGUGACAAAAAAGAUCUCCCCUUGGACCCAGUAGAUCACAAAGACCAGGAUGGAUCCUUUGAUUACCACAGCGAUGAGGACAACAAGCCUCUACAGGGCAGUCAGACGUCACUGGAUGGCAACGUGAAGGAAAGCGACGACAGUCUGGUGGACUACGGCGAAGGCGGCGACGGCCAGUUCAACGAGGACGGCUCUUUCAUUGGCCAGUACACGGUGAAGAAGGACAAGGAUGAAACAGAGGGCAACGAGAGCUCUGAGGCCACCUCGCCCGUCAACGCAAUUUACUCGCUGGCAUAGCGCCGUAGCAGCACACGAGGGGCGCGGUGGAAUCCUCGGAUUUGAGGAUGUUACAACAAACCACAACAUCAUACACAAAGACACAAACACACACACGUGAAUAUAUUAAUAUAUGAAACACAUUAAACACAGAAGGAACGCAGCCGGACCUGUCUGGAGACUGUGUAGGCUUUCCUCUGCAGAUAAAGUAACAGGGGAACACGGGAGUGGACAAAGACCACAAGCCUUUAUUUUAGUUUCCAGCGUGAAGAAAUUGGCCCAUUGGAGGUAACGUUUGGACAAAGAGGACAGUGCUCAUUUUCCUCUGCGCUCUGCCUGCCCGUACACAGACUUGAAGUGUGCUUUCGGGGCAGCCUUCAGCACGUGGAAGCAUCAACAAGCGUUCUUUAAAGAUGUUUCUUUGGUUCGAUUCUGCUCCGAACAUUUUCAGCGUCCCUGCUCUCCUUCCUAAUUUGCCUCUGUGUAGCAUCCCAGUAAAGUACACACAAGAGGUCCCUUACACACACUCUGGCCCGUCCUGUAACAUAUCAGCUUCUAACCAUCAAACUCAACAGGAUGCCUGCAGAUAUGUUUAUCAUAUUGAUAUCUACGCAAUGAAAGAUUUUAGUUUUUCCACAGCUGGUAGACGAGUCAUUGAAUAUUAAAGAGUGCUGUAUACAGUCCAGGCACUCAUUUUAGUGCCCUGCUAAACUAUGCACUAUCACCUCCUCCAUAACAUUUUAGGUUUAAUCUGGUUAGUAAAAGUACACAUUUUGGGUUUCUUUUUUUUACCAUUUGCAGGCUAAUUCACAUGCUUUCAUUCACUUUGCCUUGUUCGCUGUGGUAGACAUGUUUGUCUUACCUCAAAUCCAAUAUUGUAGUGCAGAUGUUCAAAAUGGCCGCCACAUGAAAAGCUAUUUCUGCCACAAGCAUCAAGCUCUGCUAAAGUAUGUUGAAAAAAAUAUUAUUUUGGAGCAUGGUAGUAAUUAGUGCAAAAGAAAUGGAAGGCAACAGAGAGGAAAGUACAUUUUGCUUGAGAAACACCAGUAGACCACAACCCCCUAGUCAGAAGGCUAAAGCUGCAUUCAGUCAAAUGGUUGACAGUUCAAAUGUUUUUGUUUUAUUUUGGCUUUGAUUUCUUAUAAUUUACAAAUAGUCAUUUUAUACCAAACAAAACAUUGUAACGUCAACCCAACAUUGUGGUCAUAGAAUUACUUAAUUAUGGCAGGAAAAAAGGCGAAAAAAAAAAAAGGAGAGAUAGUAUAUUCCUCUUCAACCUACCUACAUGUAUUUUCUCAAUUGUGACACUAUAAUUCUGGAAGUUUAGGGCCCUAAUCCCAAAUUCCUGAAUGAGUUUUGAGCUCCGGUAAACUGUGUCAUGUUUUCGAGUUGGAAGCUAAAAUCUACGUUCUCUCCCUUGGGACAUGAAUGCAGUACGAGAGCUGGGGAUCCUCAGGGUGUGUUCAGACUAUAUUUUUGCCUUGAGUUUUAUUUCACUACUGGAUUUUUCUUUGGUUGCAGUCUGUGUUUACAGCCAAUAUAGUUAGUAUCAUGCACCCUGUUACUUUCCUCUAGAUGUCUCUUUUUUUGCCUCCGUAUGUUCAUGAAUUAGAGUCAUGAAGCCGCCGAAAAGGCAAAACGUUUUGCUGAAGUUGAAAUAUCUUCAACUCAUGGACACAUCUUUGGCUCAAUUCAUUCAUUUGUGUCCUCUCACGUCUGUGCAUUGACUAUAUAUGCUAUCACACUCUGAACCCAACUUUACAGAGAGAUCAACAACUCUCCCUCUAGUUUUUAUAAACUCAAUUAAUUUGUUAAUCAUUACAGAUAAAAAAGGAAAGCCUUAGGGCUGUGUAGAAUACUUGAAUUUACAGCAUGAAAAUAUAUACAUUAAAUUCACAGCCACCUUUGAAAUGAAACGUAUCAGCUUAUUUUUUAGUUUUUGCAGAGGAAGAAAGGAAAAAGAAAACAGUUUGAGUAACUAAACAAGUUAUUGGAAGUAUGUACGCUCAGUAUUUCACUUGUCUACAACCAUAUUUGUCAUUCUGUUAGCAGACUGAUGAAAUUACUUUAUUUUAUACUUAGCGUUCACUGAGUGCUCAUUUGUUUCACUACAUCAUGUUGGCACUCAGACUGUAGUUACCUGCUACUCACUAUUAAACCCUCCAAUAUCAAAAAGAUCUUUACUGCAGAAAGUGUCUGCAGCUCACUUUGUAUUUCAAAUAUUUAUUUUAUCAUUCUAUUUAUUACAUUAUGUGGAUAGUAUUAAUAUAAGUCCUUAAUUUAAUAAUUGUUAUAUACACAUUUCUUACCAACUUAUUUUGUUGUCACACUCGAAAUAGCCAGAAUAAAGAUGUGUCCAGAAUCUGUUACUGUUCAUGAGAAGCAUUAAACACAACAGUAUGUUCAAGAUAUUUUGUGAUAUUUGUAGCAGCUGGCUUUCUGCUGUAAACAAAAGAACAACUAAAUAUCUGUAAUCGUACAUGUUUAUCUGUCCAUUGUGCUGCUCUUCUCGUACUCAUGUUGUAUUACAGCUCUGUGUUGUUAUUCAGAUUUAUGUAUCAUAACCUUUACACCACAGUUAUUAUUUAUUUGACAUAUAUUCUGUACAUGUAGGUCCUGAAAAACAUCUCAUGUAUUUGUAAAUAUUUAAAAGUCGAUUGCCCCUGAAAAAUGCUUUAUCCGAAAAGGAAACAAAGUCACAAAUCUGUAUCCACCAAGCAAAUGCAACAGGUGCAUCUUUAGCGUGUCAUACACCUUUGUAAUGUAGCUUUGACUAAAAUUUGCAAUCUGAAAAGUAACAAGAAUCAUCCUUCACUCUAUGUUGCCCUUUGCUUUGACAUUGUGAUGUGUGGUACUGACUGUGGCAAGUCUAUCAGUCACUUGUUUGAUAGUGGUUUGGAUUCUAUAUUGUGAGAGAGGAAUAGGUUAGAUUCUAGGAUGUAAAUAAGAAGUAAGUGCUCCUGCAAUAUACCGUUUGUAGCAUCGUCACACACAAACUGCUAAUAGGCCUAAAAAAAAGGUAUUGGAACAAACCUUUAAACUGUUAUACAUUCAUCAUCUCUCUGAGACUACAGACUCCUUCCUCGGAUGCCUUUCACCUAACAUGUGCAUAUGCAUGUUGCAUAGCUAGUCCCAUUUCAGAGGCCUCCUUAGAGGACUAGAGGUUGAGUCCGCUCCUCUUCUACAAAGGACACUGACAAGCCUCACAGACAGAGCAGGGCCCAAAUUUAGUUCCAGAAAGUUUUCCCCAAAACAGGCGGAGAACAGUGGAAACACAUUACGUGAUGUUAUGGCAUUGGUUAGAAGGUAAAAUACUGUAAACAAUUAUGGUAAGAUUAAUGGGGGCAACUGACAAACAGUGUAGAAGGUAAAAGGCAAAUAUAUUUAUAUAAAUCUGUAAUACCAACAGUAUUACAUUAUUUAUUUAUAUAACAUUAUUUACAUCCUGCAAUGGCUUUACUUCAGCCAACUUAUCUGAUAUAAUUAUAAGUUGUCAAAAAUUGCACAAUUAAAUACGUGACUGCAUGGCCCACAAUCAAUUGACCAAAUUUGGCAAACAGAGCCUGACAUUCUUGGCUCAUUUGCAGGAGCCUUCUAAUUAGGACAGGCAUUGUCAUUCCAUUAUCACAUUUUCAUUUUGCAGACUUUGAAGGAGGAGGCCCCUAAAAUGGAACACAACAUACAGUAGGCAGCCAUUUUGAAAACAGUUCUGGCCUAGCAUUUCUCUCCUCUUUCAAAACGAAGAGAUGUCUGAUUCUCCGAAAAAACAACCUUUCUGUCAGUAAUUCCCUCUUCCAAAAACUCAUGCUGCCCUCUGUCUCUGCAGAAAAUCAAAGAAAUAUCGUCUGAGUUUUAAUCAGCGGGAUAUUUUCUGUAAAGCCAUUGCUUUACAGUGUAUUCACUCUAAUGUUGGUGUGACAACAGAGGGUUGUUAGUUUUAGCAUCGAGCACAGAUUUAUUGACAAAAACACGAGACUGCUGCUGAAAUAGAAGAAAACAGGAAGAAAAAGCACUGAGAGAUCAAACAUUGGGUUGAACGUAGGUCCAAACUUUCUCACUGGACUCAUUCUAAGCGUUUUCUUCCAGGUUUAGUCUGGAAACCUGCACCCCCCUCUUCCCACAUGGCCUUUCCUCAUUUCCCCCAGGAUCAAAGUGGGGAAAUGUUGUAAACUGGCUAUAUAACAAAGAAAAGAGAAUUAUGCAUAUUUGCUGAUGAACAGUGCUUUUUUUCUUGUUGUGCACGUUGACUCUUUUUACUGUCUGCAUCGUCUCAGCUAACCUUUAAUGGGGGAAAAUAAGAUGUCAAUGUGCAGUUUCACAGCUUUGUGUUUUUCUUCAUUUCAAAGUGCUGCAAAGUGUAUAAUUCUACUCACGCACAGACAAGAUUUGCAACUGGCUUUUUGAAAAUGAAUUCUCAUGUUAGCAUCUUCUUGUUUUUACCAUAUGUAUGAGAGCAGCUUGUCAAAGUCUUGCUUCUUUGACAUGCAAAAUAACAGCUUUUGUAGGAUACAUACUCAACAGAAAAUGGCAUAAAUAUAUUCACCAUGUAUGCGUGUAUGAUGAGAUGUUGCAACUUCUGCUAGCGACGCCUUCUUUAUAGUAAAGCUAUCUCCUUUUCUCUAC